This is a messenger RNA of Ictalurus punctatus (channel catfish), 6594 nucleotides long. RefSeq names its product NLR family CARD domain-containing protein 3. Gene Ontology annotation, molecular function: protein binding. The transcript is spliced from 15 exons. Lineage: Eukaryota; Metazoa; Chordata; Actinopteri; Siluriformes; Ictaluridae. The coding region runs from base 354 to 2942 and encodes 862 amino acids. The record is from RefSeq and is a predicted model, not a curated record.
UCUGAUAUUUCAUCAUUUCUCUUCCAGGCUGUGGAGGUGUGAUCUGACAGAGGAAAGCUGUAGAGUUCUGUCCUCAGUUCUCAGAUCAAACUCCUCCAGACUGAGAGAACUGGACCUGAGUGACAAUAACCUGCAGGAUUCAGGAGUGAAGCUGCUCUCUGCUGGACUGGAGAAUCCACACUGUACACUGGAGAUACUGAGAAUAAACAGUUAGGAAGUGAAAGUGAAAGUCGUCUCCAUUUUGUGUGGAGGGGAAAAUACAGCAUUUCAGGAGUAAAAACACAGGUUUGAUUUAACACACCGAUGUUGGAGUGAAGUAAACGUGUGUCCUGCUGUAAUCUGGAGAAGGAGACAUGACCUCCAACACGAGUGUGUCUGGAAAACAGGACUUAAAGAGAGACGAGAGAAUGAUGGAGGGAAAGAGAUCAGACUCACCAGAACCCAGCUGUGUGUCCAUGAAGAGUGACUGGUCAAUGGAGCGUCCAUAUCACUUCAGAGACAGAGCCAGUUCUCCUGAUGUGAGACCACAACAGAAGAAAUCAAACCUCAGCAGAAAUCAGCUGGACUCCAUAUUCAAGGAGCUGGAACACAAAGUCCUCACUCUGAUAAAGAAUGAGCUGAAGAGGUUUAGGAAGCUCCUUAGUCCAGAUUACCCAGCAUGCACUGAGAGGGAGGUGGAGGAUGAGGAGGAUCUGCACAGUGUCAGCGAGGGAGCGCUGAAGAUCACACUGCACGUCCUGAAGAACAUGAACCACACAGAUCUCGCUAACACACUACACAACAAACUCGCCUCUGUGUAUCAGACAAAGCUGAAAUCCAGCCUGAGAGAGAAGUUUAAAAGAAUUAAUGAAGGAAUCUCACAGCAUGGAAGCUCAGCACUUCUGAAUGAGAUCUACACAGAGCUCUACAUCACAGAGGGUUGGAGUGGAGACGUCAAUAAUGAACAUGAGGUGAGACAGAUUGAGACAGCGUCCAGGAGACCAGCAACACAGGAGACACCCAUCAAAUGUAACGAUCUCUUUAAAGUCAAGUCCAUCAGAAGUGUGCUGACUAAAGGAGUUGCUGGAAUUGGAAAAACAGUCUCGGUGCAGAAGUUCAUUCUGGACUGGGCUGAAGGAAAAGCAAAUCAGGACGUCACCUUCAUGCUUCCACUUCCCUUUAGAGAGCUGAAUCUGAUGAAGCAGAAACAUCUCAGUCUGAUGGAUCUUCUUCAUCACUUUUUCCCUGAAAUGAGAAAACUACUAUUAAUAGACUGUGACUCCUACAAAGUGGUGUUGAUCUUUGAUGGUCUGGAUGAGUGUCGACUUCCUCUAAAUUUCCAGAAGAAUGAGAGAUUGUGUGAUGUGACAGAGUCAGCCUCAGUGGAUGUGCUGCUGACGAACCUCAUCAAGGGGAAUCUGCUUCCCUCUGCUCUCCUCUGGAUAACCUCUCGACCAGGAGCAGCCAAUCAGAUCCCUCCUGAGUGUGUAGACCAGGUAACAGAGGUACGAGGGUUCAGUGACCCUCAGAAAGAGGAGUACUUCAGGAAGAGGAUCAGUGAUCAGAGCCUGGCCAAUAAAAUCAUCACACACAUGAAGUCUUCAAGAAGCCUCUACAUCAUGUGCCACAUCCCAGUCUUCUGCUGGAUCUCAGCCACUGUUCUAGAGAGAAUGUUGGGUGAAGCAGAGAGUGGAGAGAUCCCCAAGACUCUGACUCAAAUGUUCACACACUUCCUGAUCUUUCAGAUCAAACACAAGGACCAAAAGUACCAUCAGAAAUGUGACCCUGAUACUCAGCAGACCAGAGAGAGUAUCCUGGCACUGGGAAAACUGGCUUUCCAACAGCUGGAGAAAGGAAACCUGAUCUUCUAUGAGGAAGACCUGAGAGAGUGUGGCAUUGAUGUGAGAGAAGUGUCGGUGUACUCAGGAGUGUGUACCCAAAUCUUCAGAGAGGAGUUUGGGCUUCACCUGGGGAAGGUGUUCAGCUUUGUACAUCUGAGUGUUCAGGAGUUUCUGGCUGCUUUAUACACAUUUCUCUCCUUCAUCAGCAGAAAUGUAACAGAACAACCAACCACUGAUCUGUCUGAUCUUCUCAACAAGUCAGACAUGUCUGAUCUCCUCAGGAGUGCAGUGGACAAGGCCUUACAGAGUGAGAACGGACACCUGGACCUGUUCCUCCGCUUCCUUCUGGGUCUCUCACUGGAGUCCAAUCAGACUCUCUUACGAGGCUUAAUACCACAGACAGGAAGCAGCUCUCACAGCAAACAGGAAACAGUUGAGUACAUCAAGGAGAAGAUCAGGGAGAAUCCAUCUCCAGAGAAAUCCAUCAAUCUGUUCCACUGUCUGAAUGAACUGAAUGAUCAUUCUCUAGUGCAGGAAGUACAGACUUACCUGAACAGAGGAGGUUUCUGGUGUCUCAGUGGAACCAGACUCUCUCCUGCUCAGUGGUCAGCUCUGGUGUUUGUGUUACUGAACUCAGAUCAGGAGCUGGAUGAGUUUAAUUUGAGUAAAUAUGACCGAUCAGAGGAAUGUCUUCUGAAGCUGCUGCCAGUGGUCAAAGCCUCCAGAAGAGCUGUUCUGUGUGUGUGUGAUCUGACAGAGGAAAGCUGUAGAGUUCUGUCCUCAGUUCUCAGAUCAAACUCCUCCAGACUGAGAGAACUGAACCUGAGUGUCAAUAACCUGCAGGAUUCAGGAGUGAAGCUGCUCUCUGCUGGACUGGAGAAUCCACACUGUACCCUGGAGAUACUGAGGAUGUGGAACUGCAGGAUUACAGAUGAAGGUUGUGCUGCUCUGGCUUCUGCUCUGAGGUCAAACUCCUCAUCACGCCUGAGAGAACUGGAUCUGAAGGGUAAUAAUCCAGGAGAAUCAGGAGUGAAGCUGCUCUCUGAUCUACUGAAGGAUCCACACUGUAACCUGGAGACACUACACAUUAACUAUAAUAAACUCACCAGGACUGGCGUAUGACGGGAGUCUCACCUCAAACCUCUUCUCCAGGAUAAAGCAGUCUUGGUGAAGAGUUAGAACCCGUCCCACAUUUCCAGCAGUUUGGGAGCUGAAUCAUUAAACUUAAAGGGGCAGAGCAGAAACAAAGUCAAGAACAGGCAGAAGGUCGUACACAGGAGAAAUCAACACACGUAACCAAAUAUCUGCUGUACAAAGCAACGGCACCGAUCUGCCCCGGGGAUGGAGACUGACGAGGCUUAAGUACACGUCCAGAAAUGUACAGACAACUCAUCCCAAAGCACGAGGCGGGAGCAGGCGUGUACGAGAUGUGAUCGUCCAAUGGCAAGCCGGAACAUGACGCACCGCAGUAGACUGGGCUUAAAAGAGGAGGAGACAAGACACCCAUCCCUCCCCCGACAUAGACACACGAAUGGAACAUAGUACAAACAGAAAUACAACUGAGGACGUAAUAAUGGCCAAGUAUCAAAUAAAAUGUAAACGUGCAUUGAUGAAGUAAUGUUAGUUGUUAGUAAUUGUUUAUAAAUUACCAUGGUAACACAGAGCUCCAAGGUAUAAAAAUAUGGAGUUUGUCAUCAAACAGUAACCAGUUUUAAUACCUAAAAAGUUUACGUAGCAAAAUUUAGCAAAGCGCUUUACAGUAAAUUAAAAUGUAAAAUUAAACUAAUGAAAUGUUGUGCAGCACAUGCUUAUGUUAAUGUUUGUUUCAUUAUAUAAUCAUAUAAAUAAAUACUCCCAAAGUCACCAGAAUUGAAAGCUUUUUGCUGUUAAACAUUUAGAGAUUGAUGUUGUGGUGACUCAGUAGUUCACUCAGUAUAUCGGUAAGACACAGUGAACGACUCACUGCUGGCAUUCAUGAAGAAGUCAUAAACUCCACUGGAAUAAUAAAUAGGAUCUAAUAAAACCAUGAGUGGAAAUUAUUGGUGUAAGUUUGUAAGGAUAGACUUCCUCCAACCUGGAACUAUAUCCUCCAGUCCACGCGGUGGCGGUAACGCGCCUAACAGCUGCGUCUCCGACCAGUAGAAAUCACAGAAGAAGAAAAAAACUGCAGCGGGUAUCUCCUGAGCAGUUGAGUUAUUACACCGAACUAAUCAUCUCCAGAUUAAAUUAUUUCUGACAGUUUUACAGUUAGGUUUGAUCCAGUUUAAACAUAAAAGCUGGUUAUUUUGUCUGUGUUUGAGGAAUUAAAACCGUUCUGUUUUUAAACCCGAGAAUCCCUUCUAUUGUGCACUGGAAGAUCGCUGGACUUGAAGCAACUCCAAAUGGUGGCCUGUUUGUCCAAAGCCCAGGCUGACCCCCCACCCCUUCAACCUCUGCAACAAUGCUGGCAGCACUAUUUCUCAAAGACAACCUCUGGAUAUGACGCUGAGCACGUGCAAUCAACUUCUUCUUUGAUGGACCAUGACGAGGCCUGUUCUGAGUGGAACCUGUCCUGUUAAACCGCUGUAUGGUCUUGGCCACCGUGCUGCAGCUCAGUGUCAGGGUCUUGUGUCCAAAGCCCGUGGUGGCAGCAGUGCAUGGCGUGUGUGGGGGAGCAGGUCUGUUGGGAGUGUUAAGUACCAUCUCAUACACUCAGCAAACAAUAUGGAUGGAACUUUCCAGAGUUGUGGUGUCACUUUCCUGCAAAGCUUUAAUCAUCAGAGAGUCAUCUUUUACUGGGGCUUUUAGCUGCAGGAGACUGAAUUACUAACAGUUUUUUUGUGGAUCUGAUUUCUUCUUUCGCAGGAGUGGAUCUAAUCACAGCCUGUGAUAUUCGUCUGUGCACACAGCAUGCCUGGUUUCAGGUGAAGUCGUGUGUUCCCUGAUAGUCAAUGAUUGCUGGAGCUCUGGAAAUAGCAGGUGAGAUUGCAGGCCGGAGUCGCGUCGCUGUCCAAGGAACCAAAAUCAACCUCCUCUACUCCUGAGACCACAGUGUAACUGAGAGCCUAGACUACAUGGCUACUUGGAACAAGAACAUGUUGCAGACACAGGAUCUUAUGAAGUGAGCGCAGACAGCCCUGGAAAAGAAGAGUCCGAAAGACGUGCCCUUCUCCAAGCUUUAAAGGAGAAGAUCCAGGGCUGUUGAAGCUGCGGUGGAACUGAGACAUCAUCAUCCACAUAUCUUCAGUUCUUCUUGCUAAGUCUCAGUUUCUUUUUAGUCUUUUUAUUUUUAGACUGGUAAAAAGACUGAUUAGUGGAAGUGAAAUGAUGGAUGAACUUUUAAUUACUUGCUUUAUUAUUUGCAGGUGCCUUGUACAGUAAGACAGGGUAACUAAUACUCAAAAGCUUGUUUUGUGUGUUAACAUGUACAGUAGAUGGACAUAUUUUUUCUGGUCCUGUGUGACUGCAGAAUGUAGUGCAGUUAAUACAGUAAAUUUCCUUGGAUGCUCACUUUUAACUCUAGGAGGUCACAGUUUGCCCAGACAUCUUUUUUUAAAUCCGUCACCUGCACGUCAUUCUGGGGGACGAAGAGGAGGAAGCUGGACAGAUAAAUUUAUUUAUUUAUUUAUCAUUGCUGUGUUUCCUCAAUCGAGUGCAGAAAGAAGAAAAACAACACAACUGAUUUAAAAUAAAAAUAUAGAAAACAAUCUAAUGUAAGGUUCUGAUCCGGUUUGCUUUCAGCAGGAAGGCUGUCCUCUUUCCUGUUGCUCUUUCUCUUCUAUUAGUCCAUUUGUCCAGUCUGAAUCGGUUUGAUUCGUUUUGAGACGAUUCGGAGUCAAAUAAUUUUCUAGUGAGAGUCGCACACUUCCAAACGAACUAGACUGAGAUGAGUAUUUGAUUCUCACUAGAAAGUGAUUCGACUCUGAAUCAACUCGAAAUGAAUCAGUCAAACUGAUUCAGACUCUAUAAAAGGACUAUGAGAUGUGAUUAAGAUAUAUAUUCCAAUGUUUUGCUUUACAAUUCCACUGUCUGUGUGUGUGUGUGUGUGUGUGUGUGUGUGUGCGCGUGCGCGCGCGCACGUGUGUUUUUCAGGAGAACGAGAAACUCUGACACAAGAGUACAUCCUGACCAUUGGUACUGUGUACACAUCAACAUACACACACACGUCUCCAUGCUGGACAUCUCAGGAGCUUUCACACACAGUGCUAGGAAUAUCCCGGGACAGAGAAACGCACCUCCUAAGUGAGCGAGUUUAGCGUCAACCGGUGAAAUUUGCUGUAGCGUGAACACUUCGCCUCUGUGAGCUUCACUCUCCGUAGGGUUCACUGUAAUUAGACAUAAAAUGUACAUAAUGUUUAUUUUUCAUGCAUUUAGGAUUUAAUGGUUUUUUUUUUUUUUUUACUCUUUGAGGAACAUAUAUGAUAUUUCGAGGCAGCUUCUUCUUCACUACCUGCUCCGUUUGACUCAAAAAUGUAACGACCGGUUUCAAAGAGUCACGAUGUCUUCAGUUCAUGUGAUUUUACUGUUGAAUUUAAACAGGAAAUGUGAAAUAUUUUUUUCCUUCGUUUCCUCUACUGUCUUUUUGCUGUGAUCUUGAACACAGUUGUAAUUUUUUUUUAAAUAAUAAAUAAACGAUCAUUCUAUUUCUCUCACUUUCCUUGUCCUAAUUGUCCUGUAUCUGUUAAAUCCGUUUCAUCUCUGGUCUUUCUGUCUGUAUGAACACUUGUAGAAAUGACUUGUAGUCCAUAUUUUUAAAUGAUUCGUGAUUUUGAAUUUAAAUAAAGAUAUUCUUUAA